Messenger RNA from Paramecium tetraurelia, 702 nucleotides. RefSeq lists its product as uncharacterized. Lineage: Eukaryota; Ciliophora; Oligohymenophorea; Peniculida; Parameciidae. The transcript has a single exon. The record is from RefSeq and is a predicted model, not a curated record. Gene Ontology annotation, biological process: phosphorelay signal transduction system.
AUGAGGAAAAGUGAAAGAUUUCUGAAUUCUGGUUCAAACACUUUGGAUGACUUUUCAGAAUUGUCAAGAAGUCCAAAAAUUUAAUUUUGUUCGCCAGAUGCUAAUAUAUCUUAAUUGGUAUAAAUUUAACCCGUUUUGAUUACAGAUAUAAAAUCAAGUUAAAAGAUAUAAAUAAAAAAUAACAACCCUUUAUUUUAGUCAUGCAAAUCUCAAAAAUCCCAAUUGGUCAAUCUAAAACAAUUUAGAAAGAUGGAAACAUAAUAUAGAGAAGAUAUCUUCAAAUCAUUGGCAACCAAAAAGAAUAGUUGUAAUUGCAAUGUCAUCCUGUCAGUUGAUGAUGAAAUAUUCAAUUAAAAAUCAGUUGAAAGACUCCUUUAGCAGAUUGGAUUCGAUGUUAAAUUGGCAUUCGGUGGUGACGAAGCAAUAAAUCUAAUUUUGAAUCUGAAACCUUGCAGUUCAGGAUGCAAUAUUUUGACUAUCAUUCUUAUGGAUUAUUAGAUGCCACGAAAGGACGGGAUAGCAACGACUAAAGAAUUGAGAAAACUCAUGUCAGAUGGAGUGAUACCUGAGAUUCCAAUAAUUGGUUUGACUGCCUUUACGGGCUAGUAAGAUAUUAGAAAUUGUUUGAUUGCAGGCAUGAGCGAUGUGUUAUCAAAACCAUUAAAAAUAUAGGAAUUAAAAGAUGUAUUAGCAUCUCUAUGA